AUGGAAGACUUUGUAACCCUGUACACUGGCUGCAGUCCAGGGACUCCACCGCGCCCUGCCGGAAAUCCUCUGCUCAGGUACAGUAUAAGAAGCCGCGGCGCCUCAGGCUCCUCACACUCCCGCUCAAGUGUGCCGCGCCUGCACUCACUCACACACCACCUCCAAGCAAGCAAUACCCGAGCCACCCAGCGCCGCGUCAAGCCAGCCACAGCCUGUGACCACCACCGCGCCCUUGUGACAACCUUCCUCGCCAUCGUCAGUUCCCCCUUCACGAUGCGGACCCUCGCCUCAGCUCUGUGGAUGUUGUUGAUGCUGACACGGUCGGCUUACGGGGCAUCUACAGAACUUGGACAGGAAGACGCUUUCCCUGAUGUCAUUAUUGGAGACACGCUGCAUCCAGAGAACGACAUCCUGGGCGCCCCCAUCACCGAGGAGGAGAUACGGGCCGGCCUGGAGCUGAAGGUGACGUCGCCCGAGGAAGACCCUACCUCCAUGUCCGGCUACUUCCAGGGAGACAUCAUGAUCGACACCCGCGACCACCUGGCUCAGAUUCUCAUGGGUGACCCAGUGGGACAGUACAGCGCCACCAGCAACCGGCAACUGCUCUGGCCAGGCGGCAAAAUAUACUAUGUCAUCUCCUCUUCCUACACGUCCAGUGAGAGGCAGAUUAUUGCACGCGCCAUGACGGAACUCUCCCAGAAGACCUGCCUCUCCUUCGUGCCCAGGACCUCCCAGCGAGACUACAUCCACAUCCUCAGAGGCCAAGGGUGCUCCAGUGCAGUGGGGAAGGUGGGCGGCGGGCAGUCCCUCUCCCUGGGCGCCGGGUGUGUGCAUGUGGGCGUGGUGAUACACGAACUCAUGCAUGCCGUUGGGUUCUGGCAUGAGCAGUCCCGCUACGAUCGAGACUCCUUCGUUACCAUCAGGUGGGAGAACAUCAUGUACGGCCUCGGGUUUAACUUCGAUAAGAAGUCCAACUCUGUCACCACUAACCUCGGGCUACCCUAUGACUACGGCUCCAUCAUGCACUACGGUCCCAACGCCUUCUCCCGCGGCACAGGGCCCACCAUCGUCCCCAAGCAGAGCGGCGUCUUCAUUGGGCAGCGGGAGAAAUUAUCCCAGAAUGACGUGAAGGGCAUCAACCUGCUGUACCAGUGCUCGGGUCCCCAGCCAACCACGGUGCCCCCGACCUCCGCCUGCAAGGACAACAGCCAGCACUGCGCCGCCUGGGCCUCCGUCGGGUACUGCGGCUCCAAAUACAUGAAUACCAACUGCCGAAAGUCUUGCAAUGCCUGUGAAUCGACAGGAUGCCGCGACGAGGCUCAGUUCUGCGCCGACUGGGCCGCCAAGGGGGAGUGCCAGAGGAACCCACUCUUCAUGAAGGAAAAGUGUCGCCGCUCGUGCAACGCUUGUGGGACCUCCUCCUGCAGGGACAACGCCGUGCACUGCGCCAGCUGGGCCAGCCAAGGGGAGUGCGAGCGCAACCCUGGCUACAUGAAAGAGGAGUGCGGCAAGUCCUGUGGAGUCUGCUGAGCCUCGCCAUCCUUGCCUUCAUGGCGCCUCCUCAACACCCACCACUGGAUUUUUUGACACUAAAUUUCAUGUUAUCAUCCAUAUCAUCAGGAAAAAAAGGAAAAAAAAAAAUAUUUAUGUACAUUUGGUAAUAUUAAAAAUAGAUUAA
Molecule: messenger RNA, 1678 nt
Organism: Scylla paramamosain (green mud crab)
Lineage: Eukaryota; Metazoa; Arthropoda; Malacostraca; Decapoda; Portunidae
Product: zinc metalloproteinase nas-13-like
Exons: 11
Coding region: 1-1530 (509 amino acids)
Biological process (GO): proteolysis
Molecular function (GO): metalloendopeptidase activity; zinc ion binding
Source: RefSeq, a predicted model, not a curated record